Glossina fuscipes is the source of this 2669-nucleotide messenger RNA. Its product is annotated as kanadaptin. Lineage: Eukaryota; Metazoa; Arthropoda; Insecta; Diptera; Glossinidae. Gene Ontology annotation, molecular function: protein binding; mRNA binding. The transcript has 3 exons. The record is from RefSeq and is a predicted model, not a curated record. Bases 463 to 2610 code for a protein of 715 amino acids.
UUUUGAAUGGACAUCUAAGCCAUAAACAAAUAAAAACAAAAUAAAUUUUGAACUGGCAUUAAUAUGCUCCUUGAUAAGACGUCUAUAUGUACACGUUUGUGCUUCUUCGUAUGAAAUGCAUUUUGCGCUGUAUCAUCCCGAAAUCAAUUGGAAAAUAAAUAAAAUGCCAUCAAAAGUCGAGGGAAUAAUAUAAAACAAGAGGAUUAAUUGAAACUUGGGAUAGUUCAAUUCCCGCAAAAUUACGUGGCGGACUUUAUAGCACCCAAAAUACAUAUGCAUAUAUGUAUAUAUAUGUACACUGAUAUUUACAAUCAAGUUAAAAGUCAACUCUAUUAAGGUUCGAACGGGAAACUUCGUGUUCACAUCGAACCUUUUUUACUCAACUCGGUUAAUCAUCUGUUGUUGAUUUGCUGACUCGUAGAAGAAGAAGAAUAUGUGAAGAAGAAAACAGAAAUAGUAAAUAUGGAGAAUUUCAAAGUACCAACGAAGCCAACUAAUUCUGCGAAACCUGAAUCUCUUUCGAAGAUCACUAAUAUAUCGACGAUUGAACAAAGCAGCGAAACAACAUUUGAUGAAUUGCCGGGUGAUAAAGUUCAAUGUAAUCCUUACAAAGUACCGCCAUGGUCGUCGACGCCUUCGAAAGACUGCAAAUAUAGCUUUGAAAUAUUAAAAUCUGGGCAAAUUAUAGAAAAAAUUGAGGAUUUGCAAGAAAAAGCUUUUUGGACAUUUGGUCGUUUACCCGAGAAUGAUAUAGAGAUGGCUCACCCUACUAUUUCUAGAUUUCAUGCCAUUCUGCAGUACAGAUCGAAACAAGAAAUAAAUGAAAAUGUAAAUUCAUCGGAUACAUCAGAAGAGAUUCCUGAGGGAUGGUACGUAUACGAUUUGGACAGCACUCACGGUUCUUUCUUGAAUAAACAAAGAAUACCUGCAAAAGUUUUUAUUCGCAUUCGAGUCGGUCAUAUGUUGCGCUUAGGAGCUAGCACGAGAUCUUAUAUAUUGCAAGGGCCUGUAGAGGACGAGGAACCCGAAUCUGAUUUAUCCGUAACGGAAUUAAAGAUAAAACGGAAGGAAGAACUAGAAGCACUAGCUUUGGAAAAGCAACGCAAAGUGAAUGAAGCAGAGGAACGAGCACGUAAUGAAGGUUGUUGUUGGGGUAUGGGUGAAGAUGCUGAUGAAGAAACUGAUUUAUCGCAUAAUCCUUAUGCUACUACCAAUAAUGAGGAAUUGUUUCUGGAUGAUCCAAAAAAAACGUUAAGAGGCUACUUUGAGCGUGAAGGUUUACAGUUAGAAUAUAAAUGCGAUGAAAUGUCGGCUGGUUCGUUUGUUUGUCGGGUUGAAUUACCCAUUGAUGAUAGCAACGGUAGACCCAUUGUUGCUGAGGUGGUGCAUAAAGGUCGCAAAAAGGAAUGCGUAGUGCAGUGUGCUUUGGAAGCUUGCCGUAUUCUUGACAGACAUGGUGUUCUACGACAAGCCAACCAAGAACCACAAAAAAGGAAGAUGAAAAAUCCAGCUUCCGAUUCGGACGAUGACGAAUUUUGGGAUCGCACAGGAGACGUAGCAAGAAAAAAGCAAAGAAAAGCUAACAUUAAUGCGAAUGUUAGCCUAACCCAUGACGAUUUGCUUAAAAAAGAAUCUAAUUUGGAAAACAAUCUGCGGGAAAUUGAAGCCAAACUUGCUUCUUAUCAGGAAAAACGUAAACGUAUAAAAGCCCAAAAUAACGAGAACGGUGAAGAUUUGGACAGUUACUUACAAAAUCUGAACGAAGCAGGAUCUGAGCAGAAUAAGAUUAUGAUAAGAAAAUUAAGGCUUGAGGAACAACAUCUGAAAACGGAGCAGCAAAAAGUACGAAAACUUAUUCAAAUUACCAAACCAGCAGAUAUACCCUGUGCUACAGCAUCACAAAACGUUGCAAGUAAAGCAGAAAAUCAUAAAAAGUUAUUGCCUAUGAUAGGCAAACGGAAUCAAUUUAGUAAAUUUAAAAUUAUUACCGCAACUACACACAAAGUGGAAAAACCUAAGGGCAAUAAAGCUUUAGCUUCAGAUGAAGAGGAAAUGGAAGAAGAUGAUUGUGAUGAAGAGGAGAAACCUCAAGAUAAUAGAAGCAACGAACCAAGGGAAGGUGAAGGCAAUGUAAUGGGACUUUUGACGCCAGAAAAAGAAUAUAUAAAAGAUGGCGACAGCCGUGAAGCUCAAAAAUUGCAUUUAGACAGGAAUAAUAUAGCAAAUGAAAACGUGGUCGAAAGUAAAAGUUCGGAGGAGAAAACUAAGCAUUAUGGGCCUUGUGUUAUGCCUACUAAUAUUUUAGCAAAAAGUUUCCCGGAAAAAGAUUCAGCAACAAUCUUAGGACAGAAAUCUGAAGGCCGACUUGUAUCAAAAGAAAUCCAAAACAAAAAUGGAAAUAAAACACAUUGUCCCUUGGAUAGUAGUAAGGAAAGCAAUUGUUCGGACUUAGUAAAGCGACGUCAUCGUUCACGUCACAGACGUCAAGAAGUCGACAUAGAUGAUGAUGAUGAGCAUUACGAUCCGACUGGUAAAUAUGCUAAAUGGAUUCCGCCGGAAAAUCAAACUGGUGACGGUAUCACCGAGCUAAAUAAAAAAUAUGGUUAUUAAGUGUUUUAUAUGUUUGUAGUUUGUAUAAUAAAUUACACUUAUUUAUGUUCAUCGUAAAA